AUGAGGGGGCCGUCACCGCCACGAGGGGGCCGUCACCGCCGCGAGGGGGCCGUCACCGCCACGUGGGGGCCGUCACCGCCGCGAGGGGGCCGUCACCGCCACGAGGGGGCCGUCACCGCCGCGAGGGGGCCGUCACCGCCGCGAGGGGGCCGUCACCGCCACGUGGGGGCCGUCACCGCCGCGAGGGGGCCGUCACCGCCCCACCCUAGCUACCCCCAGCAAACCCCCUCCACCCCCUCUUUGCAGCUGUAUAGCGGGGAGAGGGGGAUGAGAUCUACACACCACAGAGCUACACAUCACAGACCUACACACCACAGCUACACACCACAGACCUACAAACCACAGAUCUACACACCACAGACCUACACACCACAGAUCUACACACCACAGAUCUACACACCACGGGUCUACACACCACAGAUCUACACAUCACAGACCUACACAUCACAGAUCUACACACCACAAAGCUACACACCACAGAGCUACACACCACAGACCUACACACCACAGAUCUACACACCACAGACCUACACACCACAGAUCUACACACCACAGAUCUACACACCACGGGUCUACACACCACAGACCUACACACCACAGAUCUACACACCACAGACCUACACACCACAGAUCUACACACCACAGAUAUACACACCACGGGUCUACACACCACAGAUCUACACACCACAAAGCUACACACCACAAAGCUACACACCACAGAUCUACACACCACAGAGCUACACACCACAGAGCUACACACCACAGAUCUACACACCACAGAUCUACACAUCACAGAUCUACACAUCACAGACCUACACAUCACAGAUCUACACACCACAAAGCUACACACCACGGGUCUACACACCACAGAUCUACACACCACGGGUCUACACACCACAGAUCUACACACCACAGACCUACACACCACAGAGCUACACACCACGGGUCUACACACCACAGAUCUACACACCACAGAUCUACACAUCACAGACCUACACAUCACAGAUCUACACACCACAGAUCUACACACCACAGAUCUACACAUCACAGACCUACACACCACAGAGCUACACACCACGGGUCUACACACCACAGACCUGCACACCACAGAUCUACACACCACAGAGCUACACACCACAGAUCUACACACCACGGAGCUACACACCCCAGAUCUACACACCACAGAUCUACACACCACAGAUCUACACACCACGGGUCUACACACUACAGAGCUACACACCACAGGUCUACACACCACAGAUCUACACACCACGGGUCUACACAACACAAAUCCACACAUCACAGAUCUACACACCACAGAUCUACACACCAUGGGUCUACACACCACGGGUCUACACACCACGGGUCUACACACCACGGAUCUAG
Molecule: messenger RNA, 1386 nt
Organism: Lampris incognitus (smalleye Pacific opah)
Lineage: Eukaryota; Metazoa; Chordata; Actinopteri; Lampriformes; Lampridae
Exons: 4
Coding region: 1-1386 (461 amino acids)
Source: RefSeq, a predicted model, not a curated record